UUUCCACGAGCGGCGGGCGGUGCAAUGUGCGACCUGAGCAAUUCUCCGGAGGACGCAGCAGGCAGGCAAGCAGCUCGCGGAUGCUGCGGAGUGCUGCUGAGCGGUGCCAAUGCCGUGACAGGUCAUUUUCUGCAACUGUAGGAGCGGUGUUUAUUUGUUUUCUUUGGAUUUGAUUCUCCCUUGACGGAAGAAACAAAGCGCGCGUCGAUGGUGAGAAAGUGUGAGAACAACACACUUGACAGCAGGAGCAGACAAAAGAGGACGCGCUGUGUGUUUGAUACUUCAUUUGCAUACGAGCUUCUUAUCAUGUUAUGAUUAUUUUACAUCUUGGAGGAUUUAGGACGAAUCGAUGCAAAGUUGUCCAUUGGACAAUUUGGAGAGAAAUUGUCACUUGGGAUUAAUAUCAGAGGCCUUGUUUGUUUGCUAUUAACGAACUGGGACGAACACGUCACCCAAGCUGAUGCUCUUGUAAACAAAGCCAGUCACCCUUGCUUCUGGAGGUAGAUGCUCUUUUCUCUCACCUUCUUCCUGUGGAGGCUCUACAGACAUUUGUCCGUCAUGUUCAGCUCAGACCGGCUCACGGUGCCCGAAUGCGUCAGCCGGCUUCAGCGAGGGAGGAGCGGCUCCGGGGCCGAACAGCAGAGACCGGUGUCUCCGGGGAUCCACGCCGACGUGCAAGCGGCUCUGGACGGCUCCCUCCCCGCGCUGCGCUCCGCCAUCCAGCGGCUCAAACGCGCCAAGGAAAUGUCCGAUUCGGACGAGACGCGCAGGGCCAUCGCGGAGAUCUACCAGCUGGUGGAGGAGGCCUGGGUUCUACCGACCGUCGGUCGUCAGGUGGCCGAAACGAUCUGCAACAGGAUCCGGCUGGACGGAGGCCUGGAGCUCCUGCUGCAGCUUCAGCAGACACCUGCGGUGGAGAUCACACAUGAGUCUGCUAAACUACUGGAGCAGAUACUGGUCUCAGACAACAGAGACUAUGUAGCCCGUCUGGGGCUGGGGGUCAUCCUUAACCUGACUCGGCAUCAAGAAGACGCCCAGCUGGCUCGCAGCGUGUCAGGAAUCUUGGAGCACAUGUUCAAACACACCGAAGAGACGUCUGUUCACCUCAUCACCAACGGCGCCCUGGAUGCUCUGUUGUACUGGUGCCGUGGCACGGACCCCACCGUGCUGCGUCACUGCGCCGUGGCCUUGGCCAAUUGCGCUAUGUACGGAGGCCACCGCUGCCAGAGAUGGAUGAUUGAGAAGCAGGCCGCCGAAUGGCUCUUCCCCCUGGCUUUCUCCAAAGAGGAUGAACUCAUCCGCUUUCACGCGUGCCUGGCCGUCACCGUCCUGGCGGCCAACAGAGAAAUCGAGAAGGAGGUGGUGAAAUCCGGCACGUUGGAGCUGGUGGAGCCCUUCAUCGCAUCCCUGGAUCCGGACGAGUUUGCUCGCAGUUUGUCGGACAGCGCCGACUGCAUGCAGGGGAAGACGGCGUCCGACCUCCAGCACCUCCUGCCGCUGCUGGAUGGAACGAGACAGGAGGGAAAGUGCAUCGCUGCUUUCUACCUCUGCGUUGAGACCAGCAUCAAGUCCCGUCAACGCAACACCAAGAUUUUUCAAGAGAUUGGAGCGGUGCAGAGCCUUAAAAGAAUCGUCAUGUACUCCACCAAUGGCACGGCCUGCUCCCUGGCUAAGCGUGCACUGAGAAUGAUGGGAGAGGAAGUGCCCAAGCGCAUCUUGUCCAACGUGCCCAACUGGAAGACCUGCGAGGUGCAGACCUGGCUGCAGCAGGUCGGCUUCAGCGCAUUCUGCGACUGCUUCCAGGAGCUCCAGGUGGAUGGGGACCUCCUUCUGAACAUCACAGAGCAAGAGCUGAGCACAGACCUGGGCAUGACUGCUGGCCUCUGCCGCAAGAGGUUUCUAAGAGACCUGCGCGUGCUAAAGACCUACGCUAACUACGCCACAUGCGACCCACACAAUAUGGCUGACUGGUUGACGGAGGCGGACCCUCGUUUUCGCCAGUACACGUAUGCCUUCGUCCAGUCUGGGGUGGACCGCAACAACAUCCAAAGCCUGACGGAUCAACAGCUCCUGCAGGACUGCCGCAUACUCAAUGGAGUCCACCGGGCCAAGAUCCUGGCGGCCAGUCGUAAGCCGAUCAGAACCUGCAACACAGACGCCCAGCCUGCGGGACCUGAUGUGUUCAUCAGCUACCGCCGGACCACUGGUUCGCAACUUGCAAGCCUUCUAAAGGUGCACCUGCAGGUUCGAGGAUUCAGCGUCUUCAUAGAUGUGGAAAAGCUGGAAGCUGGAAAAUUUGAGGACAAAUUGAUUCAGAGUGUCCAGCGGGCUCGAAACUUCAUCCUGGUGCUGUCUGCGAAUGCUCUGGACAAGUGCAUGGGGGACACGGCUAUGAAAGACUGGGUGCAUAAGGAAAUAGUCACCGCCUUGGCUGGUAAGAAGAACAUUGUUCCAGUCACGGAUAACUUCGCGUGGCCCGAUCCCACAUCUCUCCCGGAGGACAUGAGAUCUAUUCUCAACUUCAAUGGUAUCAAGUGGUCGCACGAAUAUCAGGAGGCCUCAAUAGAGAAGAUCCUGCGCUUUCUAAAGGGACACCAGGACCUCCUGGAUAGCUCCAAAGAGCAGAAGAAGAAAUGAACACAUCUGAGCCAGAAUAACUCUUAAUUGAUGCCAAAAGCGAGUGGCCAGAAGCCUUCUCCUGCUCAGCCCAUGCGCAUGUGAAGCUCUUUGACAAUGGUAAAAGCUUAUAGGAAGAAUAUAUUGCAAAUAAUAACAUGACGUCUUAAUGCAGUACGCAUAAAAACCGUGACUCCCAUGUUUUUAAUCAUGUAUCAUCACCUACAGUGUAUGCCUUUUUUGUCUCAGGAACAGGAAAAUGGUGAACGCUCAUUUUGUUCGGUAUAUUUAGUCAGAAUAGCCAUAGCAUCAGAAUGUCCUUUUUGUUGCGAUUCCAUUCCAAAUAGAAUUAUUUACACUGUAUCACACAAUUUGCUUCUGAUAUUGGAACAUGAAAUAGAAUAUCGUGUCAACCAUUAAACUACCAGUUUAUA
This is a messenger RNA of Hippocampus zosterae (dwarf seahorse), 3050 nucleotides long. It is a transcript of the gene sarm1, whose product is annotated as sterile alpha and TIR motif containing 1. Gene Ontology annotation, cellular component: dendrite. The coding region runs from base 505 to 2637 and encodes 710 amino acids. The record is from RefSeq and is a predicted model, not a curated record. Gene Ontology annotation, biological process: signal transduction; response to axon injury; negative regulation of MyD88-independent toll-like receptor signaling pathway. Gene Ontology annotation, molecular function: NAD+ nucleosidase activity; signaling adaptor activity; protein binding. The transcript has 8 exons. Lineage: Eukaryota; Metazoa; Chordata; Actinopteri; Syngnathiformes; Syngnathidae.